Molecule: messenger RNA, 2017 nt
Organism: Poecilia reticulata (guppy)
Lineage: Eukaryota; Metazoa; Chordata; Actinopteri; Cyprinodontiformes; Poeciliidae
Source: RefSeq, a predicted model, not a curated record
AUGGAGAACCUAACAUUCACUCCUCUCAGGCAGCCGAUUGUGUUUGAAYUGGAGGGCUUCGACGUUCCACCAGGACAUGGUCCUCUCUUGUUCUUCUUGGCCCUGUUUGCCUACAUGGUGGUGCUGCUGGGRAACGGAGUGGUGAUCUGUGUCGUCAUGACGGACCGCAACCUGCACAGACCCAUGUUUGUGAUGAUCUGCCACCUGGUGGUCUGUGACCUGCUGGGCGCCACGGCGGUGCUUCCCAGCCUCAUGAUGCACUUCUUGACAGGGCAGAGGAAGAUCAGCUACCUCUCUGCCAUUAUUCAGGGCUUCUGUGUUCACACUUACGGAGUUGCAAUGCACACUAUCCUGGGAGUGAUGGCUAUUGACAGGUAUGUGGCAGUGUGUGAACCUCUCAGGUAUCACUCCAUCAUGACUUCGGCUCGGCUGCACAGCUGCUGCGCUGUGGCCUGGAUCUUUGCUCUGGUGCUCAUCGCUGUGCUCUUCUCCUUCCAUGUAAAUCUUCCUUACUGCAGUCGAAUCAUUCAGCACGUCUACUGCAGCAAUAAGUCCAUAAUGAAUCUGGCCUGCACUCCCCCCCUUAUCAGCAACAUCUACGGUUUAUUCAUCACCUGGUUUGUGAGUACAGGGAUGUUCGUYGUCAUCGCUUAUUCCUACAUCAGGAUUCUGAGAGCUUCUUUUAAGCAGGGCAGGACCGUCAGCAGCAUCCGGACCAAGGCCUUCCAGACAUGUGCAUCACACUUUGUUGUGUAUGUCUUCUAUGAAUUAGCCACAAUGAUUAUAAUUGUUAACUACAGAUUUCCAUCCACAUCCCAAAACAUUAAUAAGUUUCUUGGCAUCCUGUUCGUCAUCAUCUCUCCGGCCAUCAACCCCAUCAUCUAUGGGCUGGUCAGUAAGGACCUGCGUUCCAGCAUCAUCAAGCGUUUUUCUACCAGAACUAAUUUCCAGACCAGCCAAGGUGUGGAGGGGAUCCGCUUUGGUGGCCUUAGGAUCCCGUCUCUGCUUUUUGCAGAUGAUGUGAUCCUAUUGGCUUCAUCAGGUCGGGAUCUACAGCUUUCAYUGGAGCGGUAUGUGGCAGUGUGUGAACCUCUCAGGUAUCACUCCAUCAUGACUUCGGCUCGGCUGCACAGCUGCUGCGCUGUGGCCUGGAUCGUUGCUCUGCUGCUCAUCGCUGUGCUCUUCUCCUUCCACAUGAACGUUCCGCUGUGCGGCCGCUUCCUUCAACACGUCUACUGCAGCAACCGGAUCAUGAUGAGUGUGGCCUGCAUACCCACUCCCAUGAGUGACAUCUAUGGUUUAUCCAUGACCUGGUCACUUAGUACAGGGAUGUUCAUCAUCAUCGCUUUUUCCUACAUCAGGAUCCUGGCAGCUGUUUUGAAGCACGGCAGAACCGACAGCAGCAUCCGGACCAAGGCCUUCCAGACAUGUGCAUCACACCUUGUGGUUUAUGUGUUUUAUGAAAUAGCUACKCUGAUUAUAGUCGUUAGCUACAGAUUUCCUUCCAUCACUAAAAACAUCACUAAGUUUCUUAGCAUCCUGUUCAUCAUCGUCCCUCCGGCCAUCAACCCCAUCAUCUAUGGGCUGGUCAGUAGGGACCUGCGUUCCAGCAUCAUCAAGCGUUUUUCUACCAGAACCGCUCACAAGAACAGACUCUCCGUCACGCAAUGAAUAUUUAUCUCAAAAGCACUAUUUAUAAAUAUGGGGUGGGGAUCUAGCUUAUUGCAAGAAGGGGGAGGAGGUCUGACUGUAUGCUACACCCCCUUCCCCCCAGAUAUGACAUAUGCUAUUUUAUUUAUAUAAUUAUAAGUAAUUUCCACUAUCAGUCAUGUUGUGUCUACCAGAGGAUUCCUCUGGUCAUUAUCUUUCAUUAGAGCCCUCAUUGAUAACUGUAUGCUGAAGCACUGAAGAGUUAGAGUCAUUUGAAGUUUGUAUAUCCAGUGUUGUCUAAGUGUGCCAUUUGGAGACUCCAUGUACCAUGAGGAUGUACAGGUUAACAUGUGCAUCUUUCGGUGGA